Molecule: messenger RNA, 2425 nt
Organism: Cottoperca gobio
Lineage: Eukaryota; Metazoa; Chordata; Actinopteri; Perciformes; Bovichtidae
Product: XK-related protein 8-like
Exons: 3
Coding region: 149-1477 (442 amino acids)
Biological process (GO): phosphatidylserine exposure on apoptotic cell surface; apoptotic process involved in development; engulfment of apoptotic cell
Cellular component (GO): plasma membrane
Source: RefSeq, a predicted model, not a curated record
GGCGUUGCACAGUAUUUGAACACUGAACCUUUGCUCUUUGCUUACUUUCAGUUGUCUUUCUACUGCUCAGAAGUUAACCGGUGACAUAUUGUUCUACGUUAUGUAUCUGUCAUAGUUAAAGGGGAUAUGUAAUCUUAAGUUUGACACUAUGGGUGUGUUCAAGUUUUCCUCGGUGGACUUAAUCUUGGUUUGUGUGGGUCUGGUGUUCUUACUGCUCGACAUAGGGCUGGAUAUGUUUGCCGUUGUGUCUUUCUACCAGGAGAAGUCCUAUGUGAGCCUCUGUAUCCUGGUGCUGCUUCUGCUGGGCUCGUCCUCUCUGGUCCAGGCCUUCAGCUUGCUGUGGUACAGUUACGAGGACUUUAAGAGGCAGACAAAGGUUGAGAACUGCCUGAGCCGGAGCCAGCUCAAACUUCUUCACAUGUUCCAGCUGGGAAUCUACUUCAGGCACGCAGGUGUCGUGGAGAUGUCUGCAUGCAGCAUCUACUCUAAGAUCAAUGACCACGAGGGUUUGGCAGUGUACCUGAGCCACGACCUGAGCAUGCUGCGGCUCAUAGAGACGUUUUCUGAGAGCGCCCCUCAGCUCGUCCUCAUGCUCACUCUCAUUCUGCAGCGCGGCCAGCUCGAUCAUGUGACAGUGUUGAAGGCCUUAGGUUCAGCCUCAGCCAUUGCCUUCAGUGUGACCAUGUAUCACCGCUCCCUGCGCUCCUUUCUGCCCGACAAGGCGAAGCAGCAGAUGAUCUCAUCGAUGGUGUACUUCCUCUGGAACCUGUUCCUCAUCUCGUCGCGCCUCACCGCCCUCGCCCUCUUCGCUUCCGUUCUGCCCUGUUUCAUCUUCACCCACUUCUUUUGCUCUUGGCUAGUUUUAUUCUUCUUCGUCUGGCGAUCCAAGACGGACUUCAUGGACAGUUCUGGUGGAGAAUGGCUUUACCGAGCCACCGUGGGCCUCAUUUGGUAUUUCGACUGGUUGAAUGUGGUGACGGGGAAGACGAGGUACAGGACUCUGCUCUAUCACGGCUACAUGUUGGCUGACAUUUCCCUGCUCUGCAGUUUGUGGUGCUGGAUGAUAAUCACAGAACCGCCUUUUUUUGAAAUUCCACUCUUGUAUGCUGUGAUCGCUGCUGUGAUCGUUGUUGCAGUUUACAUCCUUGGUCUCUUAUUUAAAAUGAUAUAUUAUAAGUGCUACCAUCCCAACCUUGCUAAAGAGGAGUUGAAAGGAGACGCCACUGAAAGGUCUCAAGUGGUUGGACAGGGACCUACUAGGAUGAAAACAUUUCCUGGAGAUGAGGUAGACUUUAGCAUUUCCUCAUUCAGGGACGAGGACGUAGACGAUUCAUACGUCAGCAUCCCUCAGUCUAUGAACCAGAUCGACGACUCAGACGGAGGCCUUACAGAUCGCAGCGGGCCCAGCCCAGCGGCACUCAGCAUCAAACGCUGCAAUAAAAGAAUGAGGGGGUUGGCCGAGAACUUCUACUCCUGACCUGCAUCCUCUUAAUUCCACCAGACACGGAGUUCAGACUGAGUCGUGCAGGACAGAAGGACUGUGACCUGCUCCCAGGUUGUUCCAGAUUCACCCUCAUGGGUUUCAUUUAAGUUUCAAGUCCCGACUGCUGUAUUCUCAUGAACACUUUCUCCACUGUAGCUAACUAGCUGGUUCUGCUGUGUGUCAAAGCACUGAAAGCUUUCCAUUAUUAUUAUUAUUAUCUCCACCAAGGAGGUUAUGUUUUUGGUUUAGUUUGUUCUGUCAGAAGGAUCACGGAGAAACUACUGGCCCAAUUUUCAUGAAACUUGGUGGAAGGGUGAAGCGUGGGCCGAGGAAGAACCCAUUACAUACACGCAGUAUUUUUCUCCCACUGCUCUUCUACUUUCAUUUGUUUUCAUUUUAAAAGGAUAAGUUCGAAAUGUUUCCAAGUCUGUGAGAUGUUCAUGAAAAUAGUUUUUGGUCGAUGUAAUUGUUCCUCUUCGUCUUACUUCCUGCGUCUGUCGGCAGGAUUACGGAGCGAUUACAUGAAACUUGGGGGAAGUGUGUAGCUCUGAAUCACGGGGAAGUUACACAAAUGAAAUGUCACUUUUCGCUAACAUUGCAGGAUAGGGCAUGGCCUUGGUGGAGGUUUGCGCUCCACGAGUGCCCUUCUAGCUGUUACUAUUCCAAUGGAAGAUACGAGGGACAGAACUCGGUCUUCUUUCUGAGCAAAAGUACAUUCCAAUAUUUAAGGGAUUGAAAGUAUUGGGGUGUGGAGGAUUUAUUAAAAUCUUGAAUGAACCUGUGGCUUGAAAAAUAAAACUACAAAACCCUCCUUGAUCAAAUCUCUAAAUAAUACAGCAGUAUUGCCUCUUUAAGUCCACUAUUGGUUUCUGAAGCACUAGAUAUGUUUAUGUAAAUAUUAUGUAAUUGUAUUUUUUUAAUAAAUAAUGAACUGAAACUUGA